This is a messenger RNA of Syngnathus typhle (broad-nosed pipefish), 1311 nucleotides long. Its product is annotated as complement decay-accelerating factor, GPI-anchored. The transcript is spliced from 11 exons. Lineage: Eukaryota; Metazoa; Chordata; Actinopteri; Syngnathiformes; Syngnathidae. The record is from RefSeq and is a predicted model, not a curated record. Bases 64 to 1014 code for a protein of 316 amino acids.
ACCUCGGGACGGAGAAAAAGACGCGCCUCGGUUUCACCGGCAGAAUAAGUCACAGAGGCUCGAAUGACUGAAAUGGAAACAUUUGGGAUCAAGGUUGCAAACAUGGGAUUUUUUUUUCUAUUGGGAAGCAGCACGGGCCUCAAAUUCACAUCUCUACUCUGCUUCUACUGCCUUGUGUGGAGUUCAGAAGCCAACUGUCCCACACCUCAGAGAGGAGAAAACAGCGUGUUGAGCGACCAGGCUCGCCUGAUGAAUAAAUAUCCGGAAGGCUCCAACGUCACCUUGGAGUGUUGCAACGGCUUUGAAAAAGAGUCGGGCUCGGAGGUUAUACGUUGCCUGAAUGGCAACUGGACUCGAAUUGAGCUCAUCUGCAAAAGAAUGGACUGCGGUGAGCCUAAACCUCAACCCAACAUGAUUUUUGACACCAGCACCGGCACCCUCUUUGGCGACAUUAUCAAAGUCACAUGUGAAAAAGGUUACGACAUUAGCGGCACCAGCUACAAGCAAUGCUACGAGCGGGGCUGGUUUGGAAGAUCCAAGUGUGACAUAUUAACGUGCAACAAGCCCGCAGAGGUGAGCAACGGCACACACUCCUGGGAUUCCCAAGACCGCCCAACGUACGGCCAAAUGAUCGUGUAUAAUUGUGAUGAAGGCUACACACUCGUUGGCAAUGACUCCAUUCAAUGCGAUGACACGGGUAAAUACGAUUCUCCGCCUCCUGAAUGCAAAGACGUUUCAUCAUCAUUGGCCCCAUCGACCACGGCAGCAGCAGCUCACAGAGAUAUAAUUAUCAGGGGCGGAACAGAAGUCACCACGCAGCGAGAAAAACAUGGUGUGGUCACAGAUGCCAACAAGGAUGUUGAUUAUUUACCUGUUAUACUCAGCGUGGUGUGCGUCUCACUAGUCGCAUGCAUAGGGGUGCUCUCUCUUCAUCGAUGUCUUCUCAGGAGAAAAGGGUCGUAUGACACCAGGGAAGACCAGAAGUCUGAGUUUCUAAUCUUCCAAAACAUCUAGAAGGCUCCUUGCACGGAAAGUUGGAAGAAUGCCUAUCUGCUGGAGAGCAUCUGGGAAGUCAGGAAGGACGUGCCAACACACUGGAGCAGUUCCUCUAAAGGGGAAAAAGGAAUUUGAUAUAUAAUGCACUUCCAUUCAGUUGAGUUCAUGUGUCAUCAGUCCAAUGAUAAACAUUAAGCACUUUUAUUUUCUCGUUACGUUUGCCACAAUGUUGUAAAUAUUCACUGCCGCCUAAGUAUUUUUUAUUGUAUUUUUUUAUAUCCAUAACUGGAAUAAAAGUCACUAAUAUGGGUCAAA